This is a messenger RNA of Magnolia sinica, 2490 nucleotides long. RefSeq names its product pentatricopeptide repeat-containing protein At3g51320. The record is from RefSeq and is a predicted model, not a curated record. Bases 231 to 1955 code for a protein of 574 amino acids. The transcript is spliced from 2 exons. Gene Ontology annotation, biological process: RNA modification. NCBI's taxonomy places the organism in Eukaryota, Viridiplantae, Streptophyta, Magnoliopsida, Magnoliales, Magnoliaceae. Gene Ontology annotation, molecular function: RNA binding; protein binding.
UCCAAUCGUUGUAAUUAGAGCGCUGUAGCCCAUGAAAUUAUGUAAUGAACUAAUGGACGGUCCGGAUCGACUGUCCACGUAUUCCAACGCAAAUAGGAGUAUUGGAAUACACUUCCAGUCUUUGCCGCCACCCCUGUAAUUUCUGUGAGUUCGAACAAAGUAGUGUAAUGCCCGUUGAUGGCGAGAAUCCAAUCAAAUUCAAAAAGCCUUCCAAACGCACUCUCAAAUGAAUGGCAAGAACCUCCCUCCGUGAAUUCCUCCUCCGCUUCAAUCUUAUUUCCCCUUCAAAUCCCACCACCUCCAGACUCUUUUCUUCCGCUACCCAUCCAAACACCAUUUCCCUCUACCACCCAUCUCUCCUUCCUCUCCAUUCCUGCCAAUCCAUGAAACAGCUCCUCCAAAUCCAAUCCCAUCUCAUCUCCACUGGCCUUUUCCAGGAUCCGUUUACCGCCAGCCGUAUCUUGAAAUUUUCCGCUGAUUCCGGCGAUAUCACUUACACUGUCUUGAUAUUUCGCCAGAUCAAUUCCCCCGACUCUUUCUGCGUGAACACCGUUAUCAAGGCGUAUUCACAGUCGUCCGAUCCUGGCAAUGCUGUGGAGUUCUAUUUCGAGAUGCUACGGAGAGGGUUCUUACCGAAUAGCUACACGUUCCCACCAUUGGUGAGUUCAUGCGCGAAGAAGGGGUGUGCGGAUGAUGGCGAGAAGUGCCACGGGCAGGCGGUGAAGAAUGGGGUCGAUGCGGUUGUCCAUGUGAGGAAUGCUUUGGUGCAUAUGUAUGCGAGCUGCGGGCUCGUGGGAUGCGCUCGGCAGGUGUUUGAUGCAAUGCCUGUGAGGGAUUUGGUUUCUUGGAACUCGAUUGUUGAUGGGUAUGCAAAGAUGGGCGACUUGGUUAGUGCCCGCAGUUUGUUUGAUGUAAUGCCGGAGAGAAAUGUGGUUUCUUGGAAUGUCAUGCUUGCAGGGUAUUUGAGAGGGGGGAAUCCGGGUUGUGGGCUGAAGCUGUUUCGGGAGAUGGGAAGGGCGGGAAUGAGAUCGAGCCCUACGACAGUGGUGAGUGCGGUUACAGCAUGUGGUCGGUCAGCUAGGCUUAAGGAAGGGAGAAGUGUUCAUGGGUUUUGGGUGAGGAACUUCGUAGAGCCUAGUUUGAUAUUUGACACGGCUUUGGUUGACAUGUACUGUAAAUGCCAGAGGACUGAAGAUGCAAGGAGAAUGUUUGAUGGGAUGGAAGAGAGGAAUUUGAUUUGUUGGAAUGCCAUGAUUUUGGGGCAUUGCAUUCAAGGGAUUCCAGAAGAUGGGCUCGCCUUGUUUGAGGAAAUGGUGCAGCAAGGUUCUGAAGAUAAAGACAGCGACAAUGACGUGCGUCGAGGAGGAAAUGGCCUUUUACCAGAUGAAGUUACCUUUGUUGGGGUCUUAUGUGCAUGUGCUCGUGCUGGAUUGUUGUUUGAAGGGAAGAAAUACUUGGAUCAAAUGACCCGUGUAUAUGGCAUUAUACCCAAGUUCGCUCACUUUUGGUGCAUGGCUAACCUCUAUGGUAGGUUUGGGCUUCUUCAAGAGGCAGAGGAGGUCUUAAGGAACAUGCCUGAGGGGUCAGAAUCAAUGGUGUGGAGUAGCUUACUUGGGUCAUGUCGGUUCCGUGGGGAUGUUGAAUUGGGAGAGCAGAUAGCGAAGCGCCUAAUUGAGUUGGAACCAUACAACGGCUCUCGCUAUGCUUUGCUAUGGAAUGUGUUUGCAGUUGCGGGUCGAUGGGAGGAUGUUGCUAAGGUGAAGGGAAUGAUGAAGGAAAGAGGGGUGAGAGUAACACCCGGGAGUAGUCUUAUAGACUUGAAUGAAAUCGUCCAUGAAUUUAAAGUAGGAGAUAGAUCACAACCAGAGAUGGAGAAGAUAUAUAUGAUGAUGGAUGGAUUGGCAGAGAGGCCAAAGGUGGGAAUAGAAUCGCCUGACCCCAUGGAAUUUGGCUAGCAACCAGAACACAGCGCCUGCGUAACCUUGUGUUGAUUUGGAUAAUUGCAGUGGGUAGGCAUGGAAGUUUUUGGUUUCCUCAUUGUAGCUUACCCCACAAAAGGAUUUCGAAAUGCGAAUUCAAAAGUUUUGCUUACCUUCACGAGCAAGAACGUUCCAAACCAAUAAAAAGAUUAUUUUCUCAUUUGGGCUCAUGCCAGACGUGCAUUUUCUGGUCUGAGAUGUGAUUAGAUUAUAGAGACAUCAAUCGGAACGGUCCAAAUUCAUAUGCUGCCUCUUUGGAUGGACAGUGGCUGGAAUCGUAAUGAACAAUCUCUCCAGUAUUCGCUCAAUUGACGCUCCGUGGAGUGAUGUUGACCAUCGUUUGGAUAUGAAGAAUCCAAAAUUGUGGACAUGGAAAACCCCUACUAAAUCCUCAUGGAGUGGAUGGUUUAAAGUUCCGUUUUCAAUGGAAAUGUUAAAAAGUUCAACAGUCAAACAGCUAGAGUUGUCUCUCAUUAUUUUAAUUGAUAUUUAGCAAGCAUUUUAUUUUAAA